AUGUCGUUCUGGAAGCCAGGUACGGUCGCGCCCGGUUCGUCGAUCGACCGGGAUGGUGACUCGUCCGCGGCAGAGGGGGGAGCCGGUUCCUCCGUGGGGGCCAUCACGGGCAGAGUCGCGCACAACAUCUCCGUCGCAGAGAGGAGGUAUCGGUUGCCUAUAGCCAAGCAGAGUCAGUACAUAACAUGGCGAUCUGGUCCACCGCAGCGCUGUGAGACCCGAGCGCUGAUCCUCCCCAUGUUCACCCCCCACUUUUUCUACUCGAUCGACUCUGGUCGCGACCUCGGAUCGGCGCGAACACGCAUAUGCAGAGGACGCCUUGUUGUACCUGUUGGAACAUCAUCCCGUCGUCGUGCUGCAGUCGCCCACCGGAACCGGCAAGAGUACUCAACUGCCUCAGUUCUUGCUCGAAGCCGGAUGGGCGAGCGAAGGCAAAUCCAUCGGCAUCACACAACCGAGGAGGUGAGACAGACACACUUCUCAAAAGCUCGAUCCUCUGCACCAGAAACUGACCUCAACUCGAUUGCCAUGCCCCAGGGUAGCCGCCGUGUCGGUCGCCCAACGCGUCGCCGAAGAAGUCGGCUCCGUGCUCGGCGACCAAGUCGGUUACUCGAUCCGCUUCGAGGCAUUGUGCAACCCCGAGACCAAGAUCUUAUUCCUCACCGAUGGCAUGCUCUUCAGAGAGAUCUUGUUGGAUCCGCUCUUGUCAAAGUGGGUCUGGCGAGCAUGACGCACUCCCUCAGAGGGUGACUUAUGAUCCCCAAGCUCGUUUUGAUCACACAGGUAUUCGGUCAUCAUGGUCGACGAAGCUCACGAGAGGAGCACCUAUACCGAUCUUUUGUUGGGCGUGCUCAAAAAGUGAGGUCAAGGUCACUCCUCGUCCUGGUCUGAUGUACUAAUGCUUCCUACUAAUCCCCCAGGAUCCGCCGGGUUCGACCCUCCCUGCGCAUCAUCAUUUCCUCCGCGACCAUCGAUGCCCAAUCCUUUGUCGACUACUUCAACACGUUCCCGCCUUCCUCAUCCGUAGCAUCAUCAGGCAUCAACCCCAAAGACGACUCGCACCUCCCACCACCGGCGAAAAGGUCGAGGUGGGACGAUAAGCGUAAACCAGCCAAGAGUGAGGCGGUCAUGGUUCGACUUGAGGGAAAAUCAUACCCCGUCGACAUCGCCUACCUUGAUGAACCGGCGGCCGAUCUGGUUCUCAAGGUCGUAGAGACGGUCUUUGACAUUCAUCUGAAAGUGAGCUUCGUCGCACGUCGGCUCCCAAGGCGAGAUAAACUCCGACUGACCGCUAUUUCUCACCGCACUAGUAUCCACCGGGCGACAUUCUCGUUUUCUUGACCGGUCGAGACGAGAUCGAUCGAUGUCUCCAGCAACUGGCGGACAACAUGAAUCGGAUGCCGAGUGGUGCAGCUGAUCUACGAGCACUACCUCUGCAUUCGGGCCUUUCGACGGAGGCGCAGAUGGCCGUGUUCCAACCCCCACCAUCGAGAACGAGAAAGGUGAUCGUCAGCACGAAUGUCGCCGAAGCGUCGGUCACGAUCGAUGGGAUCAAAUAUGUGAUUGAUUCGGGCUUGGUCAAGGUUCGUUUUCGAGUUGGACUUGAGCUCAAGCUGUCUUUGCAGGUGCUGACCGGUGACGCUCCGCCAUCCGCAGCUCAAAUCCUUCAAUCCUCUCACUGGCAUGGACGCUUUAGUUACGACCCCGUGUUCCAUCGCCUCUCUCCAACAACGGGCCGGACGAGCUGGCCGUACUUCCCCAGGAAAAUGUUUCCGCUUGUUCCCCUCCUCCGUCCUCCCCUCGCUCCUCCCGACAACUCCACCCGAACUCACGCGCUCCGACCUCUCCCUGGUCGUCCUCCAACUCCGUCUUCUAGGUAUCCAAAAUGUCCUUCGGUUCGACUGGAUGAAUCCGCCUAGUUCGGCGAUGUUGGAACGAGCGCUCGAGUUCUUGUUCUGUCUCGGCGCGUUGGAUGACGAGGGCAAGUUGACCAAACCCUUGGGGGAGAGGAUGGCAGAAAUGCCGAUUGAUUGUAUGAUGGCCAAGAUUGUGAGUGGAGGUGUAGGUCUUCAGGCUGAGAUGGCUCAGACGCUGAUGCGACGUGAUCGUUUGCGGUUCACGCAGUUGCUCGACUCGGCGGAAUUCGGUUGCUCGAAUGAGAUCUUGACAAUCGCGGCGAUGAGUAGCGUUCAGGUGAGCGACAGGCUGACCGUAUAGAUUCUCAAGACUUUUCCUCAGCAUUGCUGCCACGUUUCACAGAACGUCUUCAUCAUGGACGAAGGCGACUCGGUGCGCCACGAACUCGAACGACGCAAAUUCAUCGUCGAAGAAGGCGACCAUCUCACCCAUCUCAACGUCUACAACGCCUUCGUCAAACACGGUCGCAAGGCAUCAAAGUGGUGUCAUACCCAUAGGCUCAACUUCAAAGCCCUGUCGAGGGCGUUGAGUAUCCGUACGCAGUUGAAGAAGUAUUUGCAGAGGUUCGAGAUUCCAUUGAUCUCUUGUGGAACGGAUCAUGCGAAGGUCAGGAGAUGUUUAACGAGUGGGUAUUUUAGAAACUGCGCGAGGGUGCAGCCGGAUGGAACGUAUCGGAGUGUCAGGGAGAAUGCGGUGAGUCUUGGGGCUUGGACCUACUUGGACUGACCCUUCACGAGGGUUGUGGCUAAUUGUUCGGAUGCGCGUUGGCUUGGAUAACAGCUCUUACACGUCCAUCCUAGCUCGGUCAUGUUCACACGAACGCCCUUGACGCCUUAUGUCAUCUACCACGAAGUGAUCGAAAGUCAGUCACGGCUUUGUCUUGAAGGACCACGCGAAACAAACAGAAGCGGUGCUGAUGUUGAACUUGAUCCCCUGCACCCAGCUACGAAGAGGUUCAUGCGCGACGUAACAUCCAUCGAAGUCGAGUGGUUGACGGAGCUGGCACCUCAUUAUUAUUCGUUCAAAAAGACCGAAUCUGCCGUGUAG
Messenger RNA from Microbotryum saponariae, 2964 nucleotides. The record is from the annotation of a GenBank genome assembly. Lineage: Eukaryota; Fungi; Basidiomycota; Microbotryomycetes; Microbotryales; Microbotryaceae.